Perkinsus marinus ATCC 50983 is the source of this 397-nucleotide messenger RNA. RefSeq lists its product as hypothetical. The transcript is spliced from 4 exons. The annotation marks the transcript as partial. NCBI's taxonomy places the organism in Eukaryota, Perkinsozoa, Perkinsida, Perkinsidae. Gene Ontology annotation, biological process: selenocysteine incorporation; conversion of seryl-tRNAsec to selenocys-tRNAsec. The record is from RefSeq and is a predicted model, not a curated record. Gene Ontology annotation, molecular function: O-phosphoseryl-tRNA(Sec) selenium transferase activity; tRNA binding.
GUCGACGCUGUUGUGCAAAGCACUGAUAAGAAUUUCCUCGUCCCUAUAGGAGGAUCUAUUGUCAUUGGUCAGAGUGAUUUGGUAUCAGACGUUGGUGGCGGGUAUCCCGGCCGAGCUAGUAUGUCUCCAAUACUAGAUUUGUUUAUCACGUUGAUGAGUCUAGGGGAAUCUGGUUGGCUUUCGAUGCUGAAAAAGAGAAGGGAAAUGUUCAAGGACUUCAAAAUGAAGCUCCAACGAUGGACGCUCGAAAGAGGCCUCAGAGUUUUGGAGGUUCCAUGGAAUAGGAUAUCACUAGCGAUCGAUCUCUCAUCGCUGAACCUGAAUUCGGGAACUGCAGCUACCGAACUCGGGAGCGCGCUGUUCACGCGUCGUGUGAGCGGUCCUCGGGUUGUUGUGU